AUGGCGGUGAUUGCUAUUGAAAUGAUGCAGCUGACUGAGUAUGAGGCUCUGGACAAGUACUUCCCACCAGACUCUGGAGUGAGAGUCAUAGCUGAGCUGGGCAGAUACUAUGUCACGUCAGCUUUCACACUGGCAGUCAACAUCAUUGCCAAGAAAGUAGUGUGGAAGGAGCAGACUGGCUCUGAUGAUGAGGAUGAGUCAAAUGAGCAAACCAUUAUGUAUUAUGUGAAUGACGGAGUCUAUGGAUCAUUCAACUGCAUUCUUUACGAUCAUGCACAUGUCAAGGCCCUGCUGCCGAAGAGACCCAAGCCACAUGAGAAGUAUUACUCAUCCAGCAUCUGGGGACCAACAUGUGAUGGCCUUGAUUGGAUCGUCGAGCACUGUAACCUGCCUGAAAUGCAUGUGGGUGAUUGGAUGCUCUUUGAGAACAUGGAUGCAUACACUGUUGCUGCUGCGUCUACUUUCAAUGGGUUCCAGAGGCUUUCCAUCUACUACGUAAUGUCGAGGUCAAUGUGGCAACUCAUGAAGCAGAUCCAGAGCCAUGGCUUCCCACCAGAAGUGGAGGAGCAGGAUGUUGGCACACUGCUGCCCUUGUCAUAUGCCCAGGAAAGCGGGAUGGACCGGCACCCAGCAGCCUGUGCUUCUGCUAGUAUCAAUGUGUAGCUCUCACCUGCAAGUUUAGCUUGAAUUAAGGGAU
This is a messenger RNA of Peromyscus eremicus (cactus mouse), 697 nucleotides long. Its product is annotated as ornithine decarboxylase-like. The record is from RefSeq and is a predicted model, not a curated record. Gene Ontology annotation, cellular component: cytoplasm. The transcript is spliced from 2 exons. Gene Ontology annotation, molecular function: ornithine decarboxylase activity. Bases 1 to 663 code for a protein of 220 amino acids. NCBI's taxonomy places the organism in Eukaryota, Metazoa, Chordata, Mammalia, Rodentia, Cricetidae.